AUGAAAAUCAAAUAUUCCCAUACUCUCGAUGGACAAAACAUCUACAACUCUUGCUGCACACUGCGCAUCGACUUUAGCAAAAUGCAGAGCUUGAAUGUCAAAUACAAUAAUGACAAAUCACGGGAUUACACAAAUCCGACGUUGCCGACUGGUGAUCCAAAUCUUGACGCCGCCUCUUUGGCACUUGGUGUAGAGUCAAUUACAGGAGCUCCGAGCGUCCUUGCGUCGCCUUUUGCCGCAAUGCAUGGACUCCCCUCGCCUCUGGGAGGCCCUUACGGUAAUGGCGUGGCACCAGGUGCUGGACUCGCUGGUCUUGGCGGCUUCAGUCUCGGUGCGGGUGCUCUGGGUGUUCGUGUGCCCGGCAACCCCCAGAUUUCCUCUGUCUUGCUCGUCACCAAUCUUAAUGAAGAGACUGUCCAAUUACCGAAAGAGGGACAACCAGAUGCGGGUUUAACUAAAGACUACACCAACAGUCCUCUUCACCGAUUCAAAAAGCCUGGCUCGAAAAACUACCAAAAUAUCUACCCACCAAGUGCGACCCUGCAUUUAUCAAACAUUCCGGCGACUGUAACAGAAGACGAGAUAAAGGAUGCAUUUACGUCGAACGGCUUCACAGUGAAAGCAUUUAAAUUCUUCCCUAAGGACAGAAAAAUGGCCCUUAUUCAGAUGCCUAGUAUGGAUGACGCAGUAGCAGCUCUUAUUAAAAUGCACAACUAUCAAUUGAGUGAGUCCAACCACCUGCGAGUUUCAUUUUCAAAGAGCAACAUCUAA
Molecule: messenger RNA, 771 nt
Organism: Cotesia congregata
Lineage: Eukaryota; Metazoa; Arthropoda; Insecta; Hymenoptera; Braconidae
Source: the annotation of a GenBank genome assembly